AUGUAUUUAUUAUUAGUUUUUCUACCAUUUUUUGGUUUUUUGUUAGUUACCGUAUUUGGACGCUUUUUCGGGUAUAGGGGCGCACCAUUACUCAGCACGUUUGCAGUCAUGAGUUCUGCAUGCCUCUCCUUUGUAGCGCUUUAUGAAGUAGGGAUUUGUGGAAGUCCUUGUUAUGUCCAAUUUCUCCCAUGGUUCCAAACGGACAUGUUUGUCGCUUCUUGGGGAUUUCUUUUUGACAGUUUAACUGUUAUUAUGUGUGUCGUUGUCACCUUCGUCAGUAGUCUAGUACAUAUCUAUUCCAUUUCUUACAUGGGGGAAGAUCCACAUUUACCAAGAUUUAUGUCGUAUUUAUCAGUUUUUACUUUUUUUAUGUUGAUGUUAGUCACAUCUGAUAACUUUCUCCAAAUGUUUUUUGGGUGGGAGGGUGUCGGUGUCGCAUCUUAUUUAUUAAUUAAUUUUUGGUAUACACGACUUCAAGCCAAUAAAUCUGCAAUCAAAGCAAUGCUCGUCAACAGAGUCGGUGAUUUUGGACUAGCUUUAGGAAUUAUGGGUAUUUUCCACAUUUUUAAAGCGGUUGAUUUCGAAACUGUUUUUGCAUGUGCUUCUGAGUUUGCUUGUCACCAUUUCUUGUUUUUUCAUAUGGAAGUACAUACACUAACCUGUAUUAGUUUACUUUUGUUCAUUGGUGCCAUUGGGAAAUCAGCCCAACUUGGAUUACAUACAUGGUUACCAGAUGCUAUGGAAGGACCAACACCUGUUUCAGCAUUAAUUCAUGCAGCUACAAUGGUAACGGCUGGUGUUUUUCUUUUAGCAAGAUGUUCACCUUUAGUGGAGUAUUCUUCACAAGCGUUAGUUGUCAUUACUCUUGUCGGUGCGUCUACAGCAUUUUUUGCAGCAACCACUGGGGUAGUACAAAAUGAUUUGAAAAGAGUUAUUGCGUAUUCAACUUGUAGUCAAUUAGGAUAUAUGAUGUUUGCUUGUGGUAUUUCGCAAUAUGCUUUAGGUGUUUUUCAUUUAAUGAAUCAUGCUUUUUUUAAAGCUCUUCUUUUCUUGAGUGCUGGGUCCGUGAUCCAUGCUCUUGGAGAUGAACAAGAUAUGCGAAAAAUGGGUGGUUUGGUGCGUCUACUUCCAUUUACGUACUCUAUGAUGAUGUUGGGUUCGCUCGCACUCAUUGGAUUCCCGUAUUUGACUGGAUUUUACUCAAAAGAUGUCAUCUUAGAAGUGGCUUAUGCAAAGUACACAUUAAGUGGCAAUUUUGCUUAUUGGUUAGGUAGCGUGUCAGCAUUAUUCACAUCCUAUUACUCUUUUAGAUUACUUUACUUAACCUUUUUAGCAUCACCACAAAUGCUGAAAUCGUCCGUACAAAAUGUCCACGAUGCUCCAUUUUUAAUGGGUCUCUCGCUUUGCUGUUUAGCGCUGGGAAGUAUCUUUGGAGGAUUUAUUGCAAAAGAUAUGAUGAUCGGUCUCGGCACAAACUUUUGGGGAAAUGCUGUAUUUACUCUUCCAACUAAUACGUUAGUUCUUGAAUCCGAAUAUAUUCCACAAGCAGUGAAAUUUGUUCCAAUCAUUUUUAGUAUCCUAGGGGCAGUGUUUGCUGUGAAUUUAAACGGGUUUGGUAGUUCUUUCUCAUAUUCUCUUAAAACGAGUGUUCUUGGAAAACAACUAUAUACUUUCCUCAAUAAACGUUGGCUUUUUGAUAAAGUUUAUAAUGACUUUGUCGCGCGACCAAGUUUACAUUUUGGAUAUACUAUUUCGUUUAAACUUGUAGACAAGGGGUUUUUGGAAAUGUUCGGACCAACUGGAAUUAUGCAACAAUCUGCCUUUAUGCGACAUUUUGUGAAAACCGUUCAAACUGGGUCAAUCUACCACUACGCUUUCAUGAUGUUUGUGAGUUUAACUAGUAUUCUUGCUUUUUUCUUGGUUGCAACCACAAGUGUUGGUGCCUUUUUAGAUACAAGAAUUAUUGUAUUAUUAUUCUUAAGUUUUUUCUGGUUAUCUGACAAGUAA
Ostreococcus tauri is the source of this 2007-nucleotide messenger RNA. The record is from the annotation of a RefSeq genome assembly. Lineage: Eukaryota; Viridiplantae; Chlorophyta; Mamiellophyceae; Mamiellales; Bathycoccaceae.